Colletotrichum paranaense is the source of this 324-nucleotide messenger RNA. RefSeq lists its product as uncharacterized. The transcript has a single exon. Lineage: Eukaryota; Fungi; Ascomycota; Sordariomycetes; Glomerellales; Glomerellaceae. The record is from RefSeq and is a predicted model, not a curated record. The annotation marks the transcript as partial.
UGUUCUGGACGCCUCGCAGCUGCCGAUAUUUCUUUUCCGUUGCCAAUCUUUGCUUCUCCCUUCUGUAAAGGACCAUUUCCAAGAAUCAACCGGAAACGAGAUUGUGUGAGCAUCAUCACGUCAAAGCAUCGACACGUCAACUUUUCAGCUGUGUCAGAGAAUGUGACAGAAAUCAGCCACUCUCAAUGUUGCGGCCGGAUGCAUGAUGGCGACGGACACCGCAGUGGGAAAUGGCGAUUGCCGGCAGCAAUGCCGCAAUCUGCUGCUUGGCUUCACAAACGAACGGAACCCGGCCCAUCCUUCUUUUCUGUCUUCUCUCUCUAG